CUCUCUUUCUCUCGGAGUUUAUUCCGCUUUCAGGCGCCUCACCCUUCCUUCGAUUACCAGCGUAAAGGUAAGCGAUCUGCUUUGCUUGUCCAUGGAAGAACGACGAGGUCAUCUCUAGGUUCUCGGUGGAGUGAUCAUGCUAACUUCAUUCAUUUUUAGGGUUUUGAUGUAAGACACCAAAAAACUUUGUUGCUUUGGACUGGGCGAUGUUUACAGUGAGAAACUGGAUUCUAUUUGGAUUGUUGAGAGAAUUGGGAGUAUUUGCUGAUAUUCUCUUCUCAUGGUUACCAUUCUAUUAUGGAGCAAAGCUUGGCGCCUUCCUGUAUUUGUGGCAUCCCCGGACAAAAGAACCACUAGCAACGCCAGUGCACUGAGCAACAUGACCCUGGAAGAGUGCCAAAGUUUGUGCUGGACGAACUGUUCUUGCGUGGCAUUUUCUAUGAUCAGAGACAUGUGCCUAUCUUGGCCUGCUGACCUGAUGGAUAUUAGGGUUUUUGCACAAGGCGGCAAUGAUCUAUACGUUCGGCUUGCAGCUUCUGAAUUAGAUUCAAUAAGGAGUUCAGGAAAGCAGAAAUCAUUAGUGAUAAAAGUUUCUGUUCUAGUGCUGAGCUUUCUAUUGUUACUAUGUGUUGGUUCAUUUUUAUGGUUGGAGCGAAGAAGCAAGCUCGUUAAACCAGACAUAGUAGAUCCCUCCACUCCCAAAGAAACAGAGCUCGACUUGCCGUUAUAUAGUAUGGUUUCGAUAAGAGCUGCCACAAAUGAAUUUUCAAGAGACAAUAUAGUUGGAAUGGGUGGAUUUGGCUUUAUUUACAAGGGUAAAUUAGCAGAUGGACAAGAGGUUGCUGUGAAAAGAUUGUCCAAAGCUUCUGAACAAGGUACAGAUGAGUUCAAGACUGAGGUUUCGAUCAUUGCCAAACUACAACACCGAAAUCUUGUUCGUCUACUGGGUUACUGCAUCGAGGAUGAGGAAAGAAUCCUGAUCUAUGAGUUCAUGACAAAUAAAAGCUUGGACACUUUCAUAUUUGGCCAUGUUCAAUCUGUUCAAAGCUCACAAAGAUCCUAG
Zingiber officinale is the source of this 1063-nucleotide messenger RNA. Its product is annotated as G-type lectin S-receptor-like serine/threonine-protein kinase At1g61400. The transcript is spliced from 9 exons. NCBI's taxonomy places the organism in Eukaryota, Viridiplantae, Streptophyta, Magnoliopsida, Zingiberales, Zingiberaceae. Gene Ontology annotation, molecular function: protein kinase activity; ATP binding. Bases 281 to 1063 code for a protein of 260 amino acids. Gene Ontology annotation, biological process: protein phosphorylation. The record is from RefSeq and is a predicted model, not a curated record.